AUGCCUAGUCAACCAUCAACAUUUCACCUCCAUUGCCAAAUUUUUCAUCUAGCAACACCUUUCACGCUCAAGAAUUUCCAUCUCAACAAAUCCAAUAAGCUAUCAAAAUUCUUUGCCUACCAACAACAUUACAUCGCCGAAAUUGGCAUUUUGCCCUUGUCAUUCGUGCUCCUGGUGCUCCUAGGGGACAAGGAAUUGAACACACCCAUUGACACUGACAAUAAAUGCUUCUUCUUUGAUACCAGACAUUCCAAUAUACAAGUCACUGAGAAACAGGCAAUUAUUGUUGCUCCUCUCCUAGCAGCAAAUGGUGAAGAUACAGAUAAUGACCUCUAUAGUGCUGUGGAAAAUAUAGCUAAACAGGUACCCACUGCUACAACAAGCCAGAUUGCAAGUGGGGACUUCAACAACUGCUUUUACUUUGCUACUGAAGUGCCUAGGAGGCUGGGAACAGCAAAUGUUGAGGAAUUUGUCAAUUAUCACAAUGAAUUUGCUGCAAAGGUGAAGGAGAAGACAAAUGCAGCACUUGUGGUGACACUCAACAUCAACCCUAAUCCACUAAAGGGGGCAAGAGUGGUAAUACUACUAGUGCAUCUACAGUCCACCCAAUCACCAAACAUCCAUCCCCGUGAUAGUGAUGGUGCAAAGAAAUCGUGAUAUGAAGCACCAAACCUUGCCAGUGCAAAUUUUGAGCAGAGCAUGAAGAUGGGAGGUAGAUGGGAGAUGCACAAAUAAUUGUCACUUGUGGUUUAGAUAGGACAGGCAGGCUUGGUUGCAGUCCAAGGUAGACAAUAUUGGUGUCAG
This is a messenger RNA of Lentinula edodes (shiitake mushroom), 804 nucleotides long. RefSeq lists its product as uncharacterized. The coding region runs from base 1 to 657 and encodes 218 amino acids. The record is from RefSeq and is a predicted model, not a curated record. The transcript has 6 exons. Lineage: Eukaryota; Fungi; Basidiomycota; Agaricomycetes; Agaricales; Omphalotaceae.